ACGCUUGACGAUUCUAGCUAACAACCGGAAUGGGGAGCUAGCGAGUGGUUGGGCCGCUCCUUGGCGCCAAUCAGUCGAAUAUGAUCAACGGAGGAUCGAUGUGCCCCUGUGACCGCCACUUUCAGAUAGCCUCCAGUGAUACGGCGAUGGGAACUUCGGCCUCGACGGCUUUGACCGGGUGCUAAGCUCUCGACCUGAAACAGCGAAAAAUGUUCUUCUGCCGCUUCAGAUUUUUCCACACAUCGGCAACUUAUCGCAUGAGAUGGGCCGAGGUUUCAGCGGCGCUCCGACCAUUUUAUCUCAAGGUGCAUCCUGAUAUGUUCAUGAAUUUCCCGAACGCGAGGAUAACGAACGAAGAUUCGCUGAAGGAUCUGAACUCAUAUCUGGAAGCACUGACGAAGACACAGACCCCCCAAAACAGGAAACUCGACUUCUUCAUAAAAAGGGAAGGAUCUUCCCAGCUCACACGGCUCACAGUCGAUUUACGAGGCCGAGGACUCGUUGACACUCUGAAGCACAUUCUGAGGCUUGUGGAUCUACCGAUAGACAAGAUAACGGGAACGUCCUACGACCGGGAAUCUUCGAGUUUCAAGGAAGACCAGUAUGGGUACCAGAGAGAAGGUGAUCCGUAUUGGAACCUACAUGAGGAUGAGUUCUCCAGAGCCCCAGAUGUUUCGAAGAAAAUGUCGCUCAAUAAGUUUCUUGAAGAAAACGUUGACGCUGCCUUGGAGCGUUCGCGACUAGCUCAGCCAAUGUACGAAGAAACGCACCGAGUCGAAGCUCAAGUGCUCUCGGCCUUGGGUUUGAAGCAAGUUGUGUGGGACUGUGGAUGGGGAAUCGCUCAUUAUCGAGCUGGACUGCUGGCUCUUUUGAAUCUUCACGAGCAUCACUCCGAUGUACGAGGCAUACUCGAGAAUCGCACCUUGAUAUUCGGGCAGUGGACGGGAGUUUCCCUCGAAGGAAAUAUCAUCCUGUCGAGCGCUGAAGUCAGACAUCAUUGGCUCAGAUUCCUUCGUGAGGUCGACAAGCAGUUCAAAUUUGUAGAUUGGGUACCGCAUUCAGAGAAACAACUCACGGACGUUCUCCGAGGUAUACGGAUCUCCCACGAGAGAUUGCACGGCAGAACUCUUGCUUACAAGUAUUUGGUGCAAGUCGACAAACUCACGAAAACAUUGCACAGGUGGUUAUGGUUGAACAAGUUUCCGGCUGCGAUUCCUGACGAUCUCUCGACUUUCUCCCUGAUCGUUGAGAACGACGCUGGACCGCUGAUGGUGUCUCAUAGCGGGGAGCUCAUCGUCCCUGCAUCGUGUCCCGCUCAAUUAUUCGUCGAUUUCCUCGAGAGCAGCUUGCCACUCGCGGAGAAGGCCAUGGCCAGACAUGCUGUCGAUAUUCUCGAAGAAGAAGAGCUGCAUGCGCAAGUCAUGUGGAAACUUGGACUCCGCGAGCUUUCGAAGGACGAAACCAUUUCCUCAUUCCGCAUGGUGAAAUGUCUCACAGCGCUCCUUGAAGCAUCCGAUGAACUGUCGACGAGCCUGCAGGAUUGUCACAUCCGAGUCAGCAAUUGUUACUCUGUCUUGCAAGACGGUAUACUGUGCAUACCAUCAGAUCUGGAUAGCUGAUCGAAUGGAAGGAUCAAAUCAAAUUGUUGAAGUUCUUUGUUACCACUAUGAAGUGCUUGGGUAAAGGUGGAAUCCGACAGGCCAAGGACUUACAUUGAUACUUUGUGUCGGGUGUUCAUCCACAAAAUAUGCGGGUGGCCAAAUAAAAAUCAGAAGAUGACACCGCUCCGUGGCGUGGAUCGCGACUUCCGGUUGGACUCGAAAUCGUUCCCUCGACGCUCGCAAUGCUGCCGGCUGGAAUGCUGCGAUCCAUGUGCCAUGCUAUUUCGAUU
Galendromus occidentalis (western predatory mite) is the source of this 1891-nucleotide messenger RNA. Its product is annotated as T-cell activation inhibitor, mitochondrial. The transcript has 9 exons. The record is from RefSeq and is a predicted model, not a curated record. Lineage: Eukaryota; Metazoa; Arthropoda; Arachnida; Mesostigmata; Phytoseiidae. Bases 210 to 1619 code for a protein of 469 amino acids. Gene Ontology annotation, cellular component: mitochondrion.